This is a messenger RNA of Doryrhamphus excisus (bluestripe pipefish), 1909 nucleotides long. Its product is annotated as ubiquitin carboxyl-terminal hydrolase 2-like. The record is from RefSeq and is a predicted model, not a curated record. Gene Ontology annotation, biological process: protein deubiquitination. NCBI's taxonomy places the organism in Eukaryota, Metazoa, Chordata, Actinopteri, Syngnathiformes, Syngnathidae. Gene Ontology annotation, molecular function: cysteine-type deubiquitinase activity.
UAGCUUUGCGACGUUUCCCACUGCACCUGAAGGCAGCCUCGGCGGCCGGUUUAUUAAUGGUGGAAAGGGAGGGGGCGUUCACGUCCACAGUAAAAAGUCAGGAAGCGGCAGUUUGCCGUUAGUCUUCCAACAGAACGGUCAUCAAAGAGGUGUUGAACGUUUGCGUCUGUGCGGCUAAGAUCAUUAUGCAACCUCCUGCGAGACGCUUCGGACCCCACUAGUCUGUCCUCGUCACACGUUACGACCCUCUAGAAAUCUUUCCUCGACGUCGUCCACCAUGCCGUCCCUGCGACACUCUUACACGGUGACAGCACCGGAGGAACCGACCACCGCUCUACCCGCAGCCAAACCAGAUUUGCGGCGCAAGGGUCCGUCCUUGUCCCGGUCAAUGCUGGUGUCCACAUUCAUGGGGCUGAUCAUCAACCAGGCCAAGCAGAAGCAGAGUCCGCAAGGCCUGGUGGGACUGAAGAACCUGGGAAACACCUGUUUCAUGAACUCUAUCCUUCAGUGUUUGAGUAACACCCCCGAAUUGAGGGACUACUGCCUGAGGGACGUCCAUCGAACCGACCUGAACAACAGCAGGACCAAUUCCGCUCUCACUGACGAGUUUGCCAAGCUGACUCGGAGCUUGUGGACGUCCUUCAACGAGACUGUGACUCCCUCCGAUUUCAGGAACCAGGUCCAGCUGUACGCUCCCAAAUUUGCAGGGUGCAAUCAGCAGGACGCCCAGGAGUUCCUGCGCUUCCUGCUGGAUGGCCUCCACAAUGAGGUGAACAGGGUGACGACGUCCACAAGGCUGCCCAAUGAGGACUUUGACCACCUCUCGGAGGACGAAAAAGCCAAACGAACAUGGAGCUUGUAUUUGGAGCGGGAGGACAGCAAAGUUGUCGAUUUGUUCGUCGGGCAACUGAAGAGCUCGCUGACGUGCACCGUCUGCGGCUUCCGCUCCACGGUCUUCGAGCCCUUCUGGGAUCUCUCCAUACCCAUCCCACUGAGGAUGUCUGGCGAGGUGACGCUCAGAGAUUGCCUGAGGGUCUUCGCCAAGGAGGAUGUGCUGGAUGGAGACGAGAGGCCGACUUGCAACAGAUGCAAAGCCAGGCGAAAAUGCAUCAAAAGAUUCAGCAUUCAGAAGUUCCCUCAGAUUCUUGUGCUUCACCUGAAGCGUUUCUCUGACUCCAACGUCCGAGCCAGCAAGCUGUCCACGUAUGUGAACUUCCCCCUCAAGGAGCUCGACCUGCGGGAGUUUGCGUCCGAGGGCGGCGAGCGGGCCGUGUAUAACCUCUAUGCGGUAUCCAACCACUGGGGGAACACGUUGGGGGGUCAUUACACGGCCUACUGUAAGAACGCCACGGUGGGGGAGUGGUACAGCUACAACGACUGCAGGGUGAGCCCCAUGUCCUCCAGCCAGGUUCGCAGCAGCAACGCCUACAUCCUCUUCUACGAGCUUGCUGCCUCGCAGCACGGCAAAAGUCAGACGUGUCGCCUUUAGGCGCCCUGACAACAGGACACUGUUGCAACGCCCGCAGGGUGAUAGCUCUCCCUGGUGGAGAGAGCAGACUGUGACUGCUGUUAUUUGAGAAGGCGGGACAAGGCCGGGUCAGGACAGUAUGAACUGUUUUACUGCUGUCCCAUCCCGGACCUGAAUUUAUAUUUUUCUUAGUCUUUUCCAGGAUUUCUCUUUAGGGGUUUUUUGUAUGCACUGGACUAACAUGGACUAUUGAGGACUACUGCAAUUUAUAAUUUAUUCUGUUAGUCAUAGGAAAAAAUAGGGGCAAAAAAGAACAACUGUGAUGCACCACCAGUAUGGAUUUAUUUUUGUACAGCACAUGCAGCAGAGCCAGGAACACCAAAGCAGCGACAACACUGUGUGUGUGUGCGCGUUUAUGAUUAAAAGUCAGUUCAAACUUUC